UACAAGAUGACAGGUGCACUGGUGCCACAGAGGCAGGGACUGUGGAUUAUUUGUGUGGUUUUGAUCACUGCAGCUGGAGAGGACAUUCCUUGUCCAAAUGGUGGUCAGAUCCACCUGGCCAGCCGGCGAUGCUAUUGGCUCUCUGAGAUGACAUCGUCAUGGCCUGAGGCGCAGGACUCAUGCAGAGAGACCAAGGGAGGAGAUCUGGCAUCUGCUGACAGCCUGGAGCUGCAGAACUUCAUCCAUUAUGCUUUCCCACUGACAACCACUGUGUGGGUGUGGCUGAAGGGAUCAGGGGAAGAAGGGUCUGACCAGGUUGGGGUUGUGGAGCCAGUGAGUCCUGCAUGGUGGACCGGAGGCAGUGAGAGUCAGAGGGGGUGUACUCAGAUGGUCUUAGGGACACAGGGACGAUGGAGGAAGGCUCUGUGUGCUGGACGAUAUCUUUUCCUCUGUGGAAAAGAAGUAACUGUUUCUUUACCAUCUGAGGACAGUUACCUGACUGGAUUGGUGCUCAUGACCAGCAUCUAUGCUCAGACCCAGAUACACCCCUUUCCCAAGGUCCCAGACAUCGGACAACUCCCAGUGGAGAUGCAGCUGUUCCCAGGGAUGUGGUUCAGUCAUGCAGGUCAGCUGGAAUCAGUAGAGCUGGUAGUCCAGCCCAGUCCAGUGUCCUCUCAGGCCCGUGUCCAGAUCCUCCGACCCUACUGCAACCCCAACCACCACCUGGUUCCUCCAGGCUGCAGCUCUCUCCUUAAUCCAUUCACGUGCUGCUCAGCAGUACCUCUGUGUAACACCACAGGGGGCUGCAGCAUGGGCCAGUACUGGUGCCACCUGCUGGAGACCUGUGUGCCCACCACCAGUCCCUGCAGCCCCUACGACUCUGCAGCAGAAGGCCGUGGCUUUACCUUACCGCCCAGAUACCUUGCAAUACCACCCUUCUACCACCUGGUGGCUGACCUGCCUCUGAGCGUUAACCCGAGCUCUGAUUUAAAAACUAUAAGUUUGCUUCUUCCAGAUCGAGCGAUCAUGGUGUACCCUGAUGAUAUUGUGGCUAUACAACACACUCGCGACCCUGGAACAUUCCUCCAUUGCCUGAACAGUGAAGCUUCUCUAAACUCUCCGUGGCGCCAGACUUACAUGUCCCUUAGGAGGACGGAAUGGGGAGGCUGGUGGGAGGGAGGCCUCACUUCUCUACCCCAGGGAGGCCAGUGGGUGGACGGAGUGGUGUGUAAUCUGAGGAUGCUGUAUUUGGACAAUUUACACAGAGGUACUGAGCAUGAUUAUAACUUUGGCUUCACCAACAGAGAGACAACCACAGCUCCAGAUAUUUGGGCCCUGACAACUCAGAGUCUGAGAUCUAAUUUUGGGCUUAACGUCAUCCACCCCGUGCCAGAUGAAAAGAACCAGAUUCAUGUCCAAGUCAACGUCCCAACACUAAUUGUUGUCAAGGUCCUGUCUGGGGAGAAAGCCAGCAGCUCAUGGUCAGCCCCAGUUCUUCAGACUGGGGUCCCCUUUUUUCCAUCUUGCCCCAGAGAGAUGGCUCAGUCUGUGCUUGGCUGUAAGAGACAGUCCCAUGAUGCCUGGUUCUCCUCUGUGACCCUGGUGUUGCCCUUAGUGGGAGUUCAAACACUGAACAUCAGCGUGAUGGAUGCAGUAAGCUCUCGGAGUGUGAGUGUGAGGGUUUUUGGCUACGAAGCAGUCACGGUGCUUAGUGUUGAGCCACAUGGAUGCUGGAGAACUCUCAUAGACGCUCCACAGUCAUUUAUAGCCAAAGUGGAGAGCGGUUCCUCAGUAAAAUUCAUGUGGGUGAUUGACGACCUGGAGAAGUUUGCCCAUGAGGGAGAAUCUUAUAGUGUGGUGUUCAAGAAACCUGCUAAGUAUAAGCUCAAGGUGACAGCCUCCAACCCUGUGAGCACUCAGAGUCAAGAAAUCCUCCUGUCUGCUGAUGAAAUGACCCCAAUGGCUGAGCCAGAGUUCCUGUUAGUCAGGGAGGUCAUAGCUGUGGGUGCUACACACCUCUACACCCUCAGGGUCAAAGUGGAUAUCUCAAUGCCUGUCACUUUCAGAUGGGAUUUUGGGGAUGGCAGUAGCAAGGUGUUCCACAGCCAGUCUGCUCCAUGUCACACCAUGGAAGGGCUUAUGGAGGGAGGAGGGAAGCAAGUGUAUGUCCAGGACUCAGUGAACUAUACCUUUUCCAUCCCAGAUGACUACACACUUCAUGUCCAAGUCUCCAACCAAUAUGACAACACUGAAGCAUCCAUGAAGAUAAGUGUCCGCCCACAAUUAAAUCACCUCCUCAUUUCCUCUUCCCUUCCGGUGCCCCUCGUCAAACAGGCUCUCCUUCUGGAAGCUUCUGCAGAGCCCUCCACCUAUGCUAUCAUCUACACAUGGGACUUUGGCGAUGGCUCUGAAGCAGUCCAAGGCGUCCACCAUAAAGUCAACCACACUUUUACAUCUGCAGGAGUUUAUAAUGUCACAGUGUGUGCCAACAACACUCUUACAGUCCUGACUGCCUGGCUCAUGGUGGAAGUUAUGGAGGAAAUCUCAGGAUUGAUGGUCAGCUACGAUGGACCCAGUGAACUUGGCUCUGCUACAGAUUUCAGAGCUACAGUGGCCACUGGUACGAGUCUCAUGUGGAAAUUUGACUUUGGUGAUGGGGCCCUUCAGGGAUACCUCACAGAUGGUACCAUCUCCCACAUCUAUAAGUCACCAGGGAUCUAUACAGUCAAUCUAACUGUCUGGAAUUCUGUCAGCCAAGCUCAUCAGUCUAUGAGUGUAGAGGUCUAUAAGUUGACUGUUAGCAGAGUUCUCCCUACAGAAUGUGUCAUGAGUGGAAAAGACAUACCAUUUACUGCUCUGGUGAGUGGGAACAUAUCCAAUUUGACUUUCCAUUGGCUGUUUGGAGAUGGUUCACCUCUGACUGAAGUGAGGGGGCAGUCAACGGCCAUGCACAAAUUUCAUAGCCAAGGAGUUUUUCAUGUAAUUCUGACUGUGUUUAGUUCUAUUACAUCUGUAUUAUUUAAUACGACUAUCUGUGUUGAAGCCCCAAUAACCAACAUGACAGUGCAGUCAUCACAGGAAGUAGUGGCAGUAGGAGAAGAGGUAUGCCUCAGGGUGUUAGUUUCUCCUGUGCAGAUGAAAGGUUACCAAUUUAAGUGGUUUAUCAGCCCCUCUGGUCUCACUGCUGUGACAGAAAACACUCGCAAGUGUUUUAUCUUUAAAGAUGAAGGUGUUGAAGAGGUAUCAGUAACAGCAAGUAACAAAGUCAACAACAAAACAGCCAGCGCUCGUAUCAUCAUUCAGAACCCUGUAAGUAAGCUGUCUGUGGCACAUGAUAGCCAAAGUGGCACACUGACAGUCAAUACGUUAGCAUCAUUUUGGGUUGCUAGUUGCACUGGCAGUAAUGUUUCAGUGCUGUGGGAUUUUGGAGAUGGAUCCCUGGUGGAGCAGAAGUUAAACACGUCACACAUGUUUACCUCGACGGGUCAGUUCACAGUCACUGCCACAGCAUUUAAUGCUGUUAGCCGUGAUUCUGUGACCCUUAAAGUUAACGUUUUACCGUCUAUUUCAGACCUUUCACUUCAUACGAAUCAGCCGUAUGCUGUAGUAGGAGAAGAAACUCUUAUCUCAGCAAUUAGCAGUGCCAUCAGUAGCACCAACUAUUACUGGACUGUGGAUGGUAUGACCUCAACCAAACAGGGGACUUAUCAGUUUAGGUUUGCUUUCCUGAAAGCAGGAGUGUAUCAAGUGAGAGUUAUAGCACAGAACUUGGUGAGUAGAAAGGAGGCAUCUAUUUUAAUUGAGGUCUUUGAAAGAAUAGAGGGUCUUCAGAUUGCAUGUCAAAACAUGACAAACACGAAAUAUGUACUGACACAAGAGGAACUGAUGUUUAUUGCUUCAAUCACCAAGGGCUCCAAUGUCACUUAUCACUGGCUUGUGUCACAGAGCGGAAUAAACCAGCAAAUUACUGGUGAUGGAGAGCUUUUUCAUAUUGUAGCUGAAGCUCCCGGCAGGAUUUCAGUUCAGCUAAGAGCUUUGAACAAGUUGGGUGAGGCCAAAAGCAUUAUUUCUUUAGAGGCAGUACAACGUGUAACAGGUGCACACAUUACAACACAAUCAAACAUUGUGGCAUCAGGGAAAUUAGUGAAUAUCUCUGUGUCCGUGGUUACUGGGUCAGACUUACAGUACCUUUGGUAUGUGACGUCUGAUCUUUCACCCCUACAAACACACAUGCCCUUUCUUCUCCACACAUUUACAAGUGUUGGACAUUGUCUUGUCAAAGUUUCAGUUCAGAAUGUGCUCAGCCACAGCAAUGUCACCACAGAGUUUAAUGUUCAGGAGGAGGUCCAAAAGGUGGACUUUGAAAUUGAAGGAAAGAAGCAUCCAUUUUAUGUCACCACAAGUGCUGCCGUUUACCUCCAUGGGCGUAUUCAGAGGGGUAGUGAUCUGCACUGGAACUGGAAAGUUAGAGGUGCUAUGCCUUUUAGUGCUACUAAUCAGACCUGUAUCUACACUUUUCCAAGUGCAGGCAUCUAUCAGGUGUCUUUGAAUGUCUCCAAUGGGAUAAAUUGGCAGAUGGUUUCACACAGUGUCACAGUUGAGGACGCAAUCAAAGGUCUAAUGCUGAACAUUUCCAAGUCAUCUGUUUGCACCAAGGAAGCAGUUACCUUUAUUCCAACAAUCUCCAAAGGAAGCAAUGUAAGCUUUGUUAUAACAUUUAGGAACAAAGACUGGAUUCAUAGUCAGGGCAUUCUGGAAGGGUGGUUCACCACAUCAAGCCUUCCAGCAGGGACGCAUCUAGUUACAGUGAAGGCUUGGAACCAGGUCGGUAGUGUCGAGGUUUCUUCAGACAUUCUAGUUACUGAGCAUAUUCAAGGUUUGCGACUUGUGCAUUGUUGUUUGGCUACUCUAGAGGCUCUGAAAGCGAUCCAGUUCAAGGCAGAAGUUGAAAGUGGACUUCCAGUCAAAUACACUUGGAUGUUUCAGUUGAAGGGGUUUGAGCCCACAUGGCUCAUGGGACAAGAAGUGCUCUUUACCCCACCAGAGAGUGGUUCAUUGUCUGUUAGCGUGCUCGCCACCAAUGGAAUCUGCUCCAAGACGGUAAAUGAUACUGCCACAGUUCAGUGGCCUGUUAAGAAAGUCAAGCUUGUUUGUCAUUCAGGACGAAUAUUCAUUGGACAUGCUGUCAGGUUUUCUGUAAAAGUGAUUAGAGGGAGCAAUCCCAGAUUCCACUGGGACUUUGGAGACUCAACUGAGGCACUGACGACAGAUUUAAGCACAGUCAAUCAUACUUAUCAUACUCCUGGGAAAUAUAGUAUGAUGGUCCAAGUUCUCAACAGUGUCAGCCAAGUGUCUACACAGCUACACGUGGAGGUGGAGGAGCUCCAAUGUUCAACCCCCCAAGCUUCUCUUGUCCAGAGCCAGUCUACGAUCUUCAGGUCUAGACCAAGUUUCUUUGAAGCAAGCGUGGACAUUAACUGCUCUGCCUACAAAGCGACGUACCUAUGGAAGAUACUCAAAGAGUCAGAUUGUACCAACUUCCCUGAUGACAAAGUUAUUCCUAGAAAUCAGGAAGAUGCAUCUUCACCUCUUCUCUUACUCCCGAAGCAUACUCUUGAUAUAGGACAGUAUUGCUUGGUAUUUACCAUUUCACUUGAGGGAACUCCUCUACUUGUCCAACAAAAAACUAGUGUUACAGUGGUCCACUCUCCACUGGUAGCUGUCAUUAAGGGAGGAUCAUACAGACUGUGGCCCAGCCUCAGUGACCUCGUCCUGGAUGGAUCUGAAUCUCAAGACCCUGAUGUAGAACCAGGAGUCGAUGAUGCACUGCAGUACCAUUGGACCUUCAUGACAGUGAACUCCACAGAGUCUCAUUUUGUAAAACCGCCUGAGGGGAGUAACAGCAGGAAAAUGACUGUACUCAGCACUAAGUUGCACCCGGGCACAGUUUACAUUUUCACCCUCACUGUGCACAAAGCAGGGAGGACACCUGCCUCUGUCAACCAGACAGUGACAGUGUGUGAAGCUCCUGUGCUUCCUGUGAUUGUGGAGUGUGUUUCCUGCUCUGUCCUGUCCUCCCCUCACCACAUUAGUUACAGCAGCCCCAUCAUCCUCUCAGGACAAUGUGGACAGUGUGACGACAAUGCUCAGUACAAAUGGAGUGCUGAGGACCAGACUGGCAGGACCCUUGACCUUGACAAAGUUGCCACCUCUACAGGGAGACAUGCUCCUAACUUGGUGGUGCGUUCAGGUGUCCUGCAGCCAGUACACAGGUAUACCUUCACUCUUAAUGUAUCCCAGCCCAACAGAGGGCAGUGGGGCAGCGCAGGCCUGACGAUACUACCUAACAAUCCGCCACACGGAGGUCUGUGUGAUCUCAGUCCAGAGUCAGAUAUACAUCUGCUGGAGACGGUGGUCACCUUCAACUGCUCAGGGUGGAAAUAUGAUGAUAGCAGGGCCUCUCAGCUGAUCUAUACCUUCCAAGUAGCACCAUGCCAGCCCACUGGUACAAAGUGCCCACUGCUCACUCUGUACAGGGGUACUCGUUCAACAUUUGGCAGCGUGGUUCCAGUGGGAAGUCCUGGGCAAGAAAGAAGCACAUCAGUUAUCACAGUUACAUUGCUGGUAGAGGACCAUGUAGGGGCAAAGGUCAUUGCUCUGAACAGAACGCUGGCAGUUGAAACUCCUGUAAGGGACGAAGUUGCCAGACAGUGGCUCAGAAACAAAAGCCAGACAGAGCUGUGGGCUUUGGUCCAACAUGGCAACCCUCAAGAGAUUAUUCCUUAUUCCAUUGCCCUCACCAGCCAACUCAAUCAGAUGGAGUCUGGACGGACUGCCAGGGAGGUCAUGGACAGGAGGGAGAUUCGGGAAAAUGUGACCCAAGCCCUGGCUUCUCUCCCUGUGUCCUCCUUACUUGAUGUUGAUCAGAUUAGCUCAGCAUUGUCACAGUCCACUGCUGUUCCAAGUGAAUUCUUAUGUGAAAAGUGCCAGGAGAAGGUUCUGGAAGCUGUGGGGAAGAUGAUCCAUGUCAUGGAGGAACAGAUGAGUCCUGGUGUUCUGUCAGUUGUGGAAACAGGACAGAACAUCCUUAAUAUCAUAGGUAGCACCCUGGCAGCUGUAUCUGAGUCUGCUUCCAGUUCUCACCCAGUCUACUCAAGCACUCUGCAGUCAGCUUCCGCAAUCGCUCUGUCAGCGCUGGGUCACGCAAGGGCCCUGAUGCACUCUCUGAUGCAUUCACGUGUUCAUGGAGAGGUGCCCCUUUCGCUCUCCACCGAUUAUGUCAACACAGUUGGUUACCAUGGAGACCCUUCCGACCUCCUCUGCACUCACCAGUCCAACCAAAACCAGAUCGUCCCCUCUCAGUCAGUUGACGAAUCCAAGAGUUCUCGCUCAUGUCAGUUUCAUAUCCCCACCUCCCUCACUGCUCACCUGAAGAGUCAGAAGUCUGAGGUGGUGCAGCUGCUGUUUGAUAUGGAUGCAGAGUUGGGAUCCAACCCGUUGCUAACUGCAGCCGACCCUCCAAUCUCCACUGCUCUGGUGGCCAUGGAGCUCACCACGCCUCAGGGCCAACCCAUACACAUCCAGGAUCUAGACCCUGAACAGGCCAUACGGGUUACUCUGCCCAACAAAUACCCUGUGGGACAAGACACUGGGGGUGGAGAUGGGAGGGUAGGUGAAGCUGGGAAUGGGACAUGUCUUACUGUGAUGCUCCCCACUGAAGGACGGUUGAACCUCACAGUCAAAGCUGUGGAUGGACUGGAUGAAAACGCAGGUUUAUAUAUAGUCUUCAACUUCAGCUUGGACCCAGGAGCUACUCCAGUGAGUCUGGGACAUGUCAAGAUAGAAGUGAGUUCUACGGUGCCAGGGACUAAUGCAUCCCAGGAUUCCCUAGUGAGAGAGUGGGCUCUCACCCUCUCUGCUCCGACCACCUCCACAGAGGAAACCACAUUUCUGUCUCCACUUUUGGACGGGACAGAUAAACCUCUCUCCGUCAACCUGACCUCGUCUUUGGUCGACGGCGGUCCUGUCCAUGUGUCGGUGUGUGUGUUCAGCUCUCUGUGCCAGUACUACAGUGUGAAGGAGAGGCGUUGGAGCAGUGAGGGACUACAGCCACUGGAGGGCAGCACACUCCAUGCAGCACAUUGUCUCACCCAGCACCUCACCAUGUUUGGGGCCAGUUUGUUUGUUCACCCUGGGGUCGUUGUUCUGUUGCCACCGCCAGGCGGUCCCAUGCGUAACAUGGUGGUGGGGAUUGUGUGUGCUGUCCUGGUUCUGAUUCACCUGCUGGUGGGACUCAUUGCCCAUAAACUGGACCAUUUGGACAGCUUAAGACUGAGCCAGGUCCCUCUGUGUGGCAGACCAGGGCUGUACCACUACAGAGUGCUGGUCAAGACCGGCUGGAGGCGGGGAGCAGGUACCACAGCACAUGUUGGCAUCAGCCUGUAUGGAGUGAACAAGAGUGGCUCUCGCCAUCUGCAGAGGGAUGGAGCAUUUCAGCGUGGUAGUCUGGACCAGUUUCACCUGGAGACGGAUGAAAACCUGGGAGAAGUUUGGAAAAUUCGAAUCUGGCAUGAUAACACAGGUCUGGACCCAUCCUGGUACGUUCAGCAUGUGGUGGUUUGGGACCCUCAGACAGACCACAUGUUCUUCUUCCUGCUUGAGGACUGGCUCUCUGUGGAGAAUCACAAGAACGGCUCAGUGGAGAAGGAAGUUCUUGCUUCAUGUCCAGAGGAACUUUCUCUGUUCCGACGGGUCUUCACCUCCCAGCUGACGUUUGGGAUGGUUGAGCACCACCUGUGGCUGUCGCUGUGGCAACGCCCUGCUCACAGCCGUUUCACCAGGGGUCAGAGGGUUACAUGCAGUGCUCUCAUGUUGCACCUCUACCUGGCACUGGGGGCUCUGUGGUAUGGAGCUGUUGGCACAGAGGGGCACAGUGGACCAAUCUCAGCGCAGCUGCUGGUUAACGUGGAAGCGGUUGCCGUAGGAAUGACUGUUGCGUUACUGGUGUUUCCUCUCCAGUGUUUACUUUGUUUCCUCUUCAGAAAAGCUCACAGUCAGGUAACCGUGGACAUGUCAGUUCCUCCCUCUCCUGUUUGUCACUCUGUGGAGAUGGACGUCUACCUCGGCCAAUCUGAGUUCUCCGGCCCUUCCUUCCUGUCUCUCCCAGACUCCUCCGGACCAGUCCGGGACAGUCCCUCAUCUUUACUGGACAGCAAAGCGUUUGACUCCAGUAUUCUGGACUUUUGGGCUGCGUCUGGCUUGGCACCCAAGACAGACAGACCAUAUCAAGAGGGGGGCAUAGGGACAUGGCCAUCCUGUGACAGCCUCCUCAAUCUACCUUUAGGCCUCACCAAGACAACUCCAGCCCCCAACCUCUGCAAGGCUUCUCCUACUCUGGGCCCUACCCGCCAGCUGAGGAGAAAAAAGGCUCUGAUGCAGCUUCGCCUGACCUCACCCUCCUCCACUGACUCACCCUCUGCUCUUUCCUCUCCCUUUUGCACCUAUCCCCUUUCAAGAGACAUUUCCAGUUCUCAUCAGUCCUCUGCUUCCCUUGACAAAAUGGUCUCCACCAUGAACACCAACUUAGUGCAAGCUAAUAAGCACAAUCUGACUACGCUCCUGACUCUGUCUGAGGAGGAUCUGCUGAUGUCUAUAGCAUCAGCAGCAGAGGACACAGCAGAUAUAACUAACAGCAACUCAGACAGCGGCCGGGAUUCCCCUCGAAUCACCUCCUCGCUCUCAACCACCCGGAGCACCUCCUGCAGCAGCUGGUCAGAGCAGAGUGUGGAGAAGUCUCUGUAUGGUGCAGAGAUCCACAGGCUCGAUCCACAGUCCUGUCCUUCCCUGUAUGGGACAAGACUCUACAAGUGUCCGUCUGUGCUUUCUGUAGACUCUGUGGCCAGCACCUUCCUGCCGACCCCUUCUCCUGACUCCACACGCUCCUCCUCCACCACACGCAUAGGCGUUGCUCGAGGUCAGCCCAGCUGGCUGCUCCCUCCCUGGGCACUGUGUGUGAUUUACCCCCUGGUGGCUGUGCUGCUAGGGGCAUGCCUGGCCGUGGUGGGACUCUACGGCAGCUUCCUGUCCAGAACAGUAGUCCUCAUGUGGCUGGUAUCAGCUCUCUCUGCUUUUCUAACCUCUGCUCUGCUGCUGGAACCUCUCAAGGUGUGUGUGCAGGCCUUGAUCUGCACGGCACUGUGGAGGCCUGUGGAUCCAGAGGUGGAGGACCAGCUGGUUCAGGAGACCACUGUGGUGAGGGGAUUCGGAGAGCAUGGCGGGAAGGUCCGGCCGCCGUGUGGCUACGGGCUGCUGCAGGCUAAAGAGGAGGCCCGCAAAGUCCGAGCACUACGUUCACUAAUGAGGCACUGUGUCUGCCAGCUGUUAUUUCUGUUGCUGGUGCUGAUGGUGAACUACCAGGACAGCGUAGAGCAGAGGCAAGGCAGGCUGCUGCACUCCACUGUCAGGCGCCAUCUUCAUAGAGCACCCUUGGGAGUCCCUAACCUCACCUCACUCAGCGGCUGGUCAGAUGCAGAGCAGUGGAUCAACCACACCUUGGUGCCACACCUACACCAAAACCCAACACUGCGCCUUGUUGCAUCCCCGCGGCUGCAGUACACACACGCUCUCAGUCCUCCAACAAGUGUCUUGUUAGGAAACAGCAGUGUAACCACACACCAGCUCCUAGCUGACUUGCACAUGGCAGACUGGAGCAAGAAACAGUGUCAGACCCUUUCUAUAGACUUCACACACUACCACAGAGAGUCUGGUUUAUUUGUGUGUGUGUCCAUACAACUAGAGUGGGCUCAGGCACAUAGAGUCACCCCCUUUCUCUCCAUCCAUCCGCUCCUCAUCCCUUCAUCCUUCUCUGGACUGGACCUGCAGGUGGCACUCACGGUUGUCCUUCUCAUCUCUGCUCUCCUCAUACUGUUCGGAGAGCUGUGGUCUAUGGCUACUGAGUGUGCCCAGUAUUUGCAUCAGUGCAGGCACUGGGUCCAGAUUCUGCUGGCGAUGUUGUCCCUGGCAACGGCUAUCCUGCAAUUCUGCUUCCUGUCUGAGGCCACUCUCUGUGUUUCCAAGCUUCGAUCCCAACUAGACAGCUUCAUCAACUUCCACAGUGCUGCUGUUCUGGCACAGAGGUGUUCUCAGUGUGCGGCUGUCCUGCUCACUCUACUUGUUCUAAAGCUGCUGGGAACCUUGAGGUUUGUGCGGAGGUGGGUGGUGUUAGGCAGAGUGCUGCAGAGAGCCUGGAGGGAGCUGUGGGCUCUGACUGUCCUGCUGCUGUUGCUGCUGCUGCUCUGCACUCACCUCGGAAACACGCUCUUCUCCCGUUCGGUGGAAGGUUUCUUGUCAGUACAUCAGACAGGUGUCUCUGUGCUGUCCAUCCUGCGUGGCCGGAUGGCUCUUCAAAGACUGUGCAGGGUCCAUCCAGUCCUGGGCCCUCUAUAUGGGCUUCUGCUGAUGGGGGGAGGUGUUUGGCUCUUGGCCAGACUCUGUGGAGCUGUUCUCAUCCAUACAUACAGGUCAGAGCAGGCUGAGCUGUACCGUCCAACCAUCGAACCUCAGGACUAUGAGAUGGUUGAGUUCUUCGUCAAGAGACUUAAGCUGUGGAUGGGACUCACCAAAGCUAAAGAGUUCAGGCACAGGGUGAAGUUUGAAGGUAUGGACAUCCCUCCUUCCAGGUCCUCACAGGAAUCCCGUCUCUCCACCCGAUCUUCCACCCUCCCCUCUUCACGCUCUCCUUCCCUGUCCUCUUCAUUUUCAUCCCCCUGUCCCCUGUCCUCGGCUUUCUCAAUGAGGUCUGAGGACUCAUCAAUGUCUGAGCCAGGGUUCGAUGUCCAGCCUUACCUGGACCGUCUGCUGCCCUGCGUCAGUGCGCUGCUAUCUCAUUUUGAUCAGGUCAAUCAGAUAACUGAGGAUGUUCACAACCUGGAAAUGAAACUAGAAGAGGCUCAGACAAGAAGGAGAAAGAGGUGGAUCAGUAAUGAGGACAAAGGUGUAGAAAGAUUCGGAGAGUCAGCAAAGCCAAAUGAACUGGAAGGAGAAGGAAGGGAAACAGGAGAAGUAAGACUCAGGAGGACAGGUCUUAUUCACCCCAAGCCACGAGUCUCCCUUCCGUCCUCAUUCUCUUUCACUCCUGCCACACUUCACUCCCCUGCUGCAUCAGUCUGCAUCUUUCCCCGUACACGUAGCACCAACUCUGAGUCUGACUCAGCAUCAUUCCAGCCUCAGGCAUCUAGUGAAAACCAUACUUCUGAAACCGCCAAGUUUGCAUCUGGAAUUGGUGGUUUGUAUCCUCCUGGAUAUGACGGGUUUCCCAGGAGAAGAGCCUGGCAUUCUGGGAGCUCUCAUUCAGCUGAUGCAGCUCAGAGGAUCUUCCAGGCCCAAGGUAGAGAUGCUCCAUGUGGCAAAGGAGUAGAAUAUCUAGCAUUCACUAACACCAGACCCAGAAGUGAAGAAGGGGUAAGGUGGCAAAUCAGUGACGGGGUCCCUGUGAAGAGGAAGGCUUGGACUGAGCAAGAUUGACCAUGUGCUGACACUGAGAGUGAACUUAGUUGACAGAUAUGUAUCUGAUCGGAUCUCUCUAGUGGUUUGCAUCUACAAAGUCUUGGACUGUAUUUGUUGCUGCUUUGGAGCUGCAUAAUGAAACACUGGUUUGAGGAUUUCAUUGUUUGCUAGCAGGUGCUAUUUAGGUAGUAAUAAAAGCCCUCUGAUUUUGCACAUGAAGAUCAAUUUACUUGUCUUGGUAGUCAGAGGGGAGGACUUGAGUCACAUGACUUGUCAAAAAUUGGAUAUCUUCAGACUUGACAAAGUCAAAAAAGACUUGCAACUUGCCUUGGACUUUAACACCAGCGACCUGUGACUUCACCUGGACAUGAGCUCUUUGACUAGGAAAUACUUGAUUUCUUCCUCUAACCCCAAAGAUUAAAAAGUUUGUUAUUUACAAAGAGGGACACAAAUCAAUUAAUUUCAAUUCAUUUCCUGCAGGAGAGAACCUUGAAGGACUAAUGUUACAUGACAAAGCACCAUUUGGAAAAAAUUAUACCAAAAAUAAUUUUGUUUGGGUAUGAAAACUAUGUGGUGGUCCAAAAAAACAAAAACAAAUUGCAAUAUGCAAAACAUGCAAAUUACAGAUGUAGACACAACUUGUUUUAACAAAUAAAUACAAAAAGCAUUAAAAAGCAUACAUGAUUUCUGUGAAUUAACAUUACGCUGUUGUUCAAUUAGCAUUACAUUUGGUGAAGAGUGCAUUACAGUAUAACUAGUUUAGGACUCAAAAGUCAAAGUUUAGGACUUGGGACUUGACUUCAGACUUGUCAGUCUUGACUUGGGACUUGACUUUGGAUAUGAGUGCCAAGACUUGAGACUUACUUUUGACUUGCAAAACACUGACUUGGUCCCAUCUCUGUAAGGAGUAAAACUCAGCCUCAAAUAGUUGCAUAUUGUCAGCAGUGGUUCUGAUAACCCCAGACCCCAGAGUAUGUCAUCGGGGGUAUCUCUGCUUGGGUUUAAGACCACUAAUUUUUUUCUGUUUAGUUGGCAUCUAGGAGUGAGGAAGUGUAAAAGACGUGGGCAUUUACCAAUCAGAGUGAGUCAACUUAAAAAAAAAAAUGCAAUUGCUGCUUGACCUAUAUCAGGACUUCAGAUCAGGAUAUCUUGGACUCUGCUGCAGUGAUUGUGACCAUUUUGGCAGGUCCAAAAACUUUAUGAGGGUACAAUACUAAAAUGCUGGAGUACCAUGAAAGAUAUUCCUCCAUACACUGCAACCAAUUCUGGGCUUACCAUUGUCACCAGUUAUGGACUGAAACUGUUCCUCCAGUGCUAUUUCUGAGACAGCUAUAAAAUCUUCCAGUCUUCUGAAGAAAAACAACCUGGAAGCUUUUAGUUGGAGUGAUAAAAUUUUCAAAUUUGAAUUAGUCUCUAUUUCAUAUAAAGAGAUUUUAGCACCCUACACUUGCACAUACUGUAAGACAUUUAUUGAAUGAAUUCAUCAAACUUACGUUCCCUUCUGGCCUCCAUUAGAGUUUUUAUAAAUGUUCUAUGUGCAGGACUUUCCUUUGUUACAAAAUAAUUGAUUCCUAUCCAGUGCGCACACUUAGAAAUAAUGGAUGUAUAAGUCAUUUUUCAAAACCCAGUAAUUAUUUAAGCCUGUUGACCAUUCACGCUGUAAGUGAAGAAGGAGAGAACGGGGAGUAAUUAAUGUAAUAUUUGGAAAAAAUUGAACUUUCACUGCUUCUUUGUACAUAGUAUUGUUCCUCACAAUGUUGCAUACCUGUAAAUGCAGUUAUAUGCUGAUAUACUUUUAAAAGAGACUUUGGAUAUUUUAAUCCACAGGCAAAUAAAGACAAGUGACCUUA
This is a messenger RNA of Epinephelus lanceolatus (giant grouper), 14354 nucleotides long. The record is from RefSeq and is a predicted model, not a curated record. Lineage: Eukaryota; Metazoa; Chordata; Actinopteri; Perciformes; Serranidae.